GCAUCAGUGAAACUGCCAUUUAAGAGUUAGCAAUAUGCUUUUCAUAUUUUCAUUCAAUUUCAAAUAUAAAGGUUUAUCUUCAACAGGUAGAUAUUUUGUAACUAAGUGCAUCCAAUUUUUCUUGUAGUGAUGAUAAUUUAAAAGGUAAUUCAUUGCAGAAUAAUGUUCAAAUUCGAACAAGGCGAUAAAACAAGUUUAAAUCGCACUGUUAACGUGAAUGAGGUAGCAGCAUUAGUCCCAGGAGUAUAUCGUCCAAUAAGCAGAUCCCUCAGUUAUUGUCAGAAAAAUCAACGUCAAGAAAGAGCUGUUCUCAAAACUGGAGAAAUCAAUGUCUACCGCAAGCAAGAUUCAAACUUUUUCUCAAACUGUUUCCUUAUCCUUGUCGAAGCAAGAUGGAGAUGGACUUUAUUUUCAUUCUUCUUAGCUUUCACCACGAAUUGGUUACUGUUCGGUGCCAUUUAUUGGUGCAUUUCUUACACUCACGGAGACUUUCUAGAAGCUCACCUGCCACAGAACGUGAACAGUACAGAAUUUACGCCGUGCAUUGAAAAUAUUUAUGGUUUCACAUCGACAUUUCUAUUCAGUGUAGAAAUUCACACAACUGUUGCGUACGGCCGGAGAGCCAUCACAUUAGAGUGUCCGCAGACAAUCACCGCAAUGUGCUUACAAUGCAUCGUUAGCAGCGCAUUCCAGUCAGUUAUGAUCGGUAUACUGUUUGCUAAAUUGACGAGACCUCGAGCUAGGACAAGGACGAUACUAUUCAGCAAAUACUCAGUUAUAACAUUACGAGAUGGACAACUUUGUCUUAUAUUUAGAGUCGGUGAUAUAAGAAAAUCUAGGAUAAUUAAUAUUAAGCCAACUGCAUACCUUUUAAAGUGGGAUUCGGAGUUUGACAAUCUGUUGAACGAGGAGCAGAUAGAAUUGAAAGUUGAAACUGUGGAGUGUGAGUCAGUGUUCUUUUUGUGGCCUGUGCAUGUUGUUCAUAUGAUAAAUGAAGAAAGUCCAUUUUACAAUAUGUCUGCAGCUGAUUUACUUUGCUGUAAAAUAGAAAUAUUAGCCGUGUUUGAAGGUAUUAUAGAAUCAACAGGGCAAUCGAUACAAGCGAGAGCAAGUUAUACGGAAACUGAUAUUUUAUGGGGUCAUAAUUUUGUACCGAUGAUAACUUUUAAUGACGAUAAAUGUAAAUAUAAUGUCGAUUUUUCUAAAAUAUCUGUUGUGGAACAAAUGGAAACUCCGUUGUGUUCAGCGAAUGAAUAUAAUUCUCUAGUGGCCGCAAUCUCGUCAACGUUUAGCGUUGCUUCUAACAGCUGAUAUUAUAAGAAAUGGAUUAGUAAUAAAAUAGUGUAAUUAUUUUUUGUUUAUUAACGUAUAAGUAUCAAUAAGUUUUGACUUUAAUUUUAGUUUGUUUUCUCUUUAAAAAUUAUAGUUCUCUUUCAGUUAAAUGCAUUAUUAAG
Messenger RNA from Papilio xuthus (Asian swallowtail), 1454 nucleotides. Its product is annotated as G protein-activated inward rectifier potassium channel 4. The record is from RefSeq and is a predicted model, not a curated record. NCBI's taxonomy places the organism in Eukaryota, Metazoa, Arthropoda, Insecta, Lepidoptera, Papilionidae. The transcript is spliced from 2 exons. Gene Ontology annotation, molecular function: inward rectifier potassium channel activity. Gene Ontology annotation, biological process: regulation of monoatomic ion transmembrane transport; potassium ion import across plasma membrane. Gene Ontology annotation, cellular component: plasma membrane. Bases 163 to 1311 code for a protein of 382 amino acids.